Messenger RNA from Durusdinium trenchii, 3969 nucleotides. NCBI's taxonomy places the organism in Eukaryota, Dinophyceae, Suessiales, Symbiodiniaceae. The record is from the annotation of a GenBank genome assembly.
AUGCGUGCUGAAGUCUGUGUUCGGGCCUUUUUGAGGGGUGAGGGGAAUAGAUGGGAAAAGGCUUUCCAGGUAGAAAUUGCCAGUUUUUGCUUUAAGAUCACGGAGCGGGCGAAGUUCUCAAAGAAGGCCGUGGUCAUCGGUGGAGGUCUACUGGGACUGGAAGCUGCCAAGGCAGCUUACGACCUGGGUCUCGAGACGACCAUCCUGGAGGUGGCACCACAUUUGAUGCCGGUGCAGUUGGACUUGGACGCGGGGAAGAUUCUGCAGAGCAAAAUCGAGGCUCUCGGCUUGAAAGUGAAGACCGGCGUGAAGGUCUUGGGUGUGGAGACGGGGUCUGAUGGCUUGACGGGCGUGAAGAUCGAGGCAGAGGGUCAAGAGGAGACGUUGGAGGCCACCUUGCUCAUCGUGGGCGCCGGAGUGCGGCCGCGCCAGGAGCUGGCGGAGAUGAGCGGCCUAGAGCUGGGCGGACGGGGAGGCAUCAAGGUGGACCAUCGCAUGCGCUCGGCGACUGACGAGCACGUUUGGGCUGUGGGCGAGAUCGCUUCCUUCAACGGCGGCAUGUGCUACCAGCUCUCAGCCCCUGGAUACACUCAAGCAGAGAUCCUCGCGGAUCAUAUGACUAAUCCCAAGGCGGAGUCGAAGUUUGCGGAUGCAGACCUCUCCACGAAGCUGAAGCUGCUGGGUGUGGACGUGGCCUCCUUCGGUGGAAGCUCCGAUUUCUGGUUCAAGCGUCAAUAUAGCUCGUCCGGCGAGGAGAUCAUGUCCAAAGUCUCCAAGGAUGAAGCUGCUGGCGUCUACAAGAAGUUGGUGUUCACACCAGACGGCACCAAGCUCUUGGGUGGAAUUCUGGUUGGAGACAUCUCUGCCUUUGCACCCUUGACGGCCGUGUCGAAGCGCUCGGACCUGGGCGGCGUUUCGCCUGACGAGCUCAUGGCUGGGCAGAUGCCCAAGGUCGACGACGGCGGUGAUGGCACCAACCUGGGGGAUGAUGAUCACGUUUGCAACUGCCACUCUGUGCCAAAGAAGGUCAUCAGAGAUGCUAUCAUGAAGGGAGCCCAUACCUUCGAGGAGAUUAAGAAGUGCACGAAAGCUGGAACUGGCUGUGGCACCUGCAUCCGCAAUGGGCCGCAGCCGAAGCUCCUGGCCCACACCUUGAAUGCCAAAGGAGUGGAGGCAGGGGUCUGCAAGAGCUUGCCCUUCACCCAUGAUGACAUCGAAGACCUGGCGAAAGCGCGGCAGUUGAAGAGCUAUGAUGAGCUGGUGUCCCAUUUGGGUUAUCCUUCGGCGGCCGCGGAGAGCGACAAGACCGCGCUGGGUGGCCUUUUGGACCGGAUUGGCGGAAAGCCCAAGGGAGAGGGCUUGGAUCAUCUUGGACAAUUGAAGGCACUCAAGGAGGAUCUUUGGAAGUUUGUGGAUAAGAUGAAUUGCAACCCCAUCCUCGUCCGCCUGGCAUGGCAUGACGCCGGCACCUAUGACAAGUCCAAAACCGCCUUCGGAGAGCGUGGUGGGGCGAAUGGCUCAAUCCGCUUUAGCCCAGAGAUCUCCAUGGGGGCCAACAACGGCUUGGACAAGGGGGUGAAGUAUUUGGAGCCUUUCAAGGCCGACUAUCCUUUGGUCUCCUAUGCAGACCUUUAUCAGAUGGCUGCUGCAGUCUCCAUUGAGCAUGCGGGCGGCCCAAAGAUUGAUAUGAAGUAUGGCCGAAAGGAUGCCUCCGGCCCAGACGAUUGUCCGGGGCGCCAGUCUCGAGGCACCGCUGACAAUGCCGGACUACCUGAUGCUGAGCCGGGACCCGAUGGAGCCUUUGGGUGUGGCGCUAAAGAUGCGGCCACCCACUUGAGGAAUAUUUUCUACAGGAUGGGCUUCGACGACAAGGGCAUCGUGGCACUCAGUGGUGCCCAUACCAUCGGCAGAGCCUUCAAGGAACGUAGCGGUACUGUGAAGGAGGGCUAUGGAGAGAGCUCAGCUUGCCCGUACACACGUUCCAUGCCGAAGGGCUGUCCCAUCCGCAACGACGGUGGCUAUGGAGUAGGGAUGCCAGGAGGAAAGUCUUGGACGACGAAGUGGCUCAAGUUUGACAAUGAGUAUUUCCAGCCGUCGGUCUAUGAGGAGAAAGACAAGGAUCUUCUAUGGUUAUCUUCCGAUCGAUGCUUACAUCAGGACGAGGGCUUCAAGCAAUAUUUUAUGCUCUACAAGGACGAUCAGGCUGCCUUCUUCCGAGACUUUGCUGAGGCCUACAAGCAGCUCUCAGAGCAAGGCGUGAUCCAACGAGCUCGACAGGUUGGGGUCAGUGCAAACGAAGAGUCUUGCGCUACACUGGUGCAGAACCACCUUCGGGAGGUGCACCAACGCGCGCUGAGAGCGCUAGAAGACUGGAGCGGGCCAUACGUUGCAGAAGAAGGUGAAUACUACUACAACCUUCGACUAAAGGUCAGCACUUGGCACAGCCCGGUGGCUGAGUGGGAGCAGGAGCUCCUGACGCGCCAAACUGUACUAUUUUGGUGCCUGCUGGGUCCUGGUCGGGUGAUUCGAUCUCAGUCGGAUGCCUCUGGCUCAGAUGAGAACGAGUAUACUGUUGGUGCCAUGGGCUCGGACUUCCUUUCCGCCCUUCGGCUCCCACUGAACCUGGUGCGUCGUGACAGUGGCACACCUCCCUCUACACCCUCCACGACGCGGUCUUUCCACACUGCGCGAUCGGUACUUUCAAGCCGCUCCCAGCGCAGCCGCAUGACGACGGAGGACAAUGAGAGGAACUCUGCUCGGGGUUCGCCUCCCAGCGGCUCGCCGCGGGAGCACCACGGCUGGAACAGCGUCGUUGCAGAGUCCCGAGAGCUCGAGUGCCAUGUAGAUCACAGCGAAGAGCUGGACCUUGAAUGCGGCAACAAUUUCAACUACAACACUGCCAAGGGCCAUAGCUUCCCUUGUAACCUUCUUCAGCAAAAUUGCAUCAUGGCCGUUGAUGGAAGCUAUGAGAGCUUGCUCGAGCUACGUGUCGUUGGCUUGGAUGGUGAAGGCUUCAGCCUGAGGCUUCCCGAUCCCAAGAGCGGUCGAGAUCUCUUUGUGUUGAUCCGUGGCCGGGUGCCCUCCAAGCCGGGGGCGCAGCUGUCCGUCUAUAUUGGAGCUGAGGGGCUUUCGUUGAAGAAGACUUUGAGGGAACAAGGGAUUGGCUCGGAAGAGACCUUGAGCUACAUGUUUCUACCCACAAAUCUGGCACAAGCGAUGAACUUGAUCCAAGGCUUUCCAGUUGAGGAUGAAUUUGCAUUGGAUGGUAUCGUUGAGCUGGCAGGAAUCGAAGACACCCAAACUAUUUUAUGGAUGAACUGGCCCAGCACCUUGCUAGAAUUGACCUUUGGCGUGAACCUCCCAGUCGGCCGGCAGAGUCCCCUUCGGGGAUGGAUACUCCAAAUGACGUUACACAAAGUGAAAUUGCCCGGACUACGGUUGAUUUUCCCUGAUGAAUACAAUCAAAGCUUGAAGCGAAUUGUCUGGCCAAAUGGCCUGAAAGAAUUGCAGAUCGGCCAAGUGGAAGAGGGAGUGGAUUGGCCAAGUGGCCUCAAAGAGUUGACAAUGGGCAGGGAAUUCGAUCAUUGCCUGCAGAAGGUCAAUUUCCCAAGCAACCUCGAAAUCUUGGGCUUUUCCAGUGAACACAGUCACAGCUUAGAGGGCGUGACUUGGCCAAAAGGUCUGGAGCUGAACUUCUUGGAACACUUCGAGCAAGAGUUGAACCAUGAAUUGCCAAGGAGCCUUGAGAAGGAGCUCUCUUUUGGCUUCGAGGGCAGCAGUUUGGAAAACCUGAGUCUUCCAACCAGCCUCCAGAGCCUACGUUGUGGAAUCUUUACAGUCUCAACAACCCAGAUGCCGCUGGUCAAUCUGGAUGCCGGCUUCGAUGUGGUGUCAGACAGCGAAGAAGAGCCUGCAAAGCCGGCCGCAGGGGCCGCAGGGGCCGCAGCACGUCCAUCUCUUCCAAGAUAA